This is a messenger RNA of Piliocolobus tephrosceles (Ugandan red Colobus), 3404 nucleotides long. It is a transcript of the gene MMP2, whose product is annotated as matrix metallopeptidase 2. Gene Ontology annotation, biological process: collagen catabolic process; tissue remodeling; response to hypoxia. The record is from RefSeq and is a predicted model, not a curated record. Bases 314 to 2146 code for a protein of 610 amino acids. The transcript is spliced from 13 exons. Lineage: Eukaryota; Metazoa; Chordata; Mammalia; Primates; Cercopithecidae. Gene Ontology annotation, molecular function: metalloendopeptidase activity; zinc ion binding. Gene Ontology annotation, cellular component: extracellular matrix.
AUGCCUGCCCUCCUGGGAAUGCAGCCCAGCAGGUCUCAGCCUCAUCUUACCCAGCCCCUACUCAAGAGGGAGGUGCCUGGUUUGAACACCACUGACAAAUGGAAGUCUGUGUUGUCCAGAGGCAAUGCAGUGGGGGCUUAAGAAGAUAGCUCUGGACUUAGACCGCUUGGCUUCAAAUCAAAGGGUGCAUGAACUAACUAGCUGGCCUAGUGAUGAUCUUGGGCAAGUGACUUCUCAGUUUCUUCAUCUGCAAACUGGGAAAUUUCGUAUCUCAGGGUUAAAAGAGAGGCAAUCUUAGGUGCUUACCUAGCACAUGCAAUACCUGAACACCUUCUAUGGCUGCCCCAAGGAGAGUUGCAACCUGUUUGUGCUGAAGGACACACUAAAGAAGAUGCAAAAGUUCUUUGGACUGCCCCAGACAGGUGAUCUUGACCAGAAUACCAUCGAGACCAUGCGGAAGCCACGCUGCGGCAACCCGGAUGUGGCCAACUACAACUUCUUCCCCCGCAAGCCCAAGUGGGACAAGAACCAGAUCACAUACAGGAUCAUUGGCUACACACCUGAUCUGGACCCAGAGACAGUGGAUGAUGCCUUUGCUCGUGCCUUCCAAGUCUGGAGUGAUGUGACCCCACUGCGGUUUUCUCGAAUCCACGAUGGAGAGGCAGACAUCAUGAUCAACUUUGGCCGCUGGGAGCAUGGCGACGGAUACCCCUUUGAUGGUAAGGACGGACUCCUGGCUCAUGCCUUUGCCCCAGGCACUGGUGUUGGGGGAGACUCCCACUUUGAUGAUGAUGAGCUGUGGACCUUGGGAGAAGGCCAAGUGGUCCGUGUGAAGUAUGGGAACGCCGAUGGGGAGUACUGCAAGUUCCCCUUCUUGUUCAAUGGCAAGGAGUACAACAGCUGUACUGACACCGGCCGCAGCGAUGGCUUCCUCUGGUGCUCUACCACCUACAACUUUGAGAAGGAUGGCAAGUACGGCUUCUGUCCCCACGAAGCCCUGUUCACCAUGGGCGGCAAUGCUGAAGGACAGCCCUGCAAGUUCCCAUUCCGCUUCCAGGGCACAUCCUAUGACAGCUGCACCACUGAGGGCCGCACAGAUGGCUACCGCUGGUGCGGCACCACUGAGGACUACGACCGCGACAAGAAGUAUGGCUUCUGCCCUGAGACCGCCAUGUCCACUGUUGGUGGGAACUCAGAAGGUGCCCCCUGUGUCUUCCCCUUCACCUUCCUGGGCAACAAGUAUGAGAGCUGCACCAGCGCUGGCCGCAGUGAUGGAAAGAUGUGGUGUGCGACCACAGCCAACUACGAUGACGACCGCAAGUGGGGCUUCUGCCCCGACCAAGGGUACAGCCUGUUCCUCGUGGCAGCCCACGAGUUUGGCCACGCCAUGGGGCUGGAGCACUCCCAGGACCCUGGGGCCCUGAUGGCGCCCAUUUACACCUACACCAAGAACUUCCGUCUGUCGCAGGACGACAUCAAGGGCAUUCAGGAGCUCUACGGGGCCUCUCCUGACAUUGACCUUGGCACCGGCCCCACCCCUACGCUGGGCCCUGUCACUCCUGAAAUCUGCAAACAAGACAUUGUCUUUGAUGGCAUCGCUCAGAUCCGUGGUGAGAUCUUCUUCUUCAAGGACCGGUUCAUUUGGCGGACUGUGACGCCACGUGACAAGCCCAUGGGACCCCUGCUGGUGGCCACAUUCUGGCCUGAGCUCCCGGAAAAGAUUGAUGCAGUAUAUGAGGCCCCACAGGAGGAGAAGGCUGUGUUCUUUGCAGGGAAUGAAUACUGGAUCUACUCAGCCAGCACCCUGGAGCGAGGGUACCCCAAGCCACUGACCAGCCUGGGACUGCCCCCUGAUGUCCAGCGAGUGGAUGCCGCCUUUAACUGGAGCAAAAACAAGAAGACAUACAUCUUUGCUGGAGACAAAUUCUGGAGAUACAAUGAGGUGAAGAAGAAAAUGGAUCCUGGCUUCCCCAAGCUCAUCGCAGAUGCCUGGAAUGCCAUCCCGGAUAACCUGGAUGCCGUCGUGGACCUGCAGGGCAGCGGUCACAGCUACUUCUUCAAGGGUGCCUAUUACCUGAAGCUGGAGAACCAAAGUCUGAAGAGUGUGAAGUUUGGAAGCAUCAAAUCUGACUGGCUAGGCUGCUGAGCUGGCCCCGGCUCCCACAGGCCCUUCCUCUCCACUGCCUUCCAUACACCGGGCCUAGAGUGCUAGAGAACUACCCAGAGGGGCCUGGCAGCUGUGCCUUCAGCUCUACAGCUAAUCAGCAUUCUUACUCCUACCUGGUAAUUUAAGAUUCCAGAGAGUGGCUCCUCCCUGUGUCCAAGAAUAGAUAGAUGCUGAUUGUACUCCUCCCAGGUGCCCCUUCCCCCUCCAAUCCCACCAACCCUCAGAGCCACCCCUAAAGAGAUACGUUGAUAUUUUCAAUGCAGCCCUGCUUUGGGCUGCCCUGGUGCUGCCACACUUCAGACUCUUCUCCCUCUACAACCUUCUGUGGCUCACAGCACCCUUGGAGCCAAUGGAGACUAUCUCCAGAGGGCACUGGUGGCCCGACAGCCUGGUAUAGGGCAGUGGGAUAGGGGCAUGGCCAGGUGGCCACCCCAGAGCCCUGGCUUUUCACUGCUGGCUGCCUUAGAACCUUUCUUACAUUAGCAGUUUGCUUUGUAUGCACUUUGUUUUUUCUUUGGGUCUUGUUUUUUUUCCACUUAGAAAUUGCAUUUCCUGACAGAAGGACUCAGGUUGUCUGAAGUCACUGCACAGUGCAUCUCAGCCCACAUAGUGAUCGUUCCCCUGUUCACUCUAUUUAGCCUGUCCCUACCGAGUCUCUUCCUCCACUGGAUGGAGGAAAACCAAGCCGUGGCUUCCUGCUGAGCCCUCCCCGCCCCUCCCUUCAACCGUUCCCCAUGGGAAAUGUCAACAAGUGUGAAUAAAGACACCUAUUGAGUGGCUGUGUUUGCCAUCUGUUUUAGCAGGGCCUAGACAAGGGCCACAGACCCAGCCAGAAGCGACAACUUAAGAAGUCCAAAUCUCUGCUCCCUGCAGGGAACAGGUGAUGGUGUCUGCUGGAAAGGUCAGAGCUUCCAAAGUAAACAGCAAGAGAACCUCAGGGAGAGUAAGCUCUAGUCCCUCUGUCCUGUAGAAAGAGCCCCCAGGAAACAGCAAUUCUGUUGCUUUAUUGUGGCAUCUGUUCAAGGUUUGUUUCCUCUUUAAGUCUCAGUUUCUUCAUUAGCAAUCAUAUCAGUUUUAAUGCUACUACUAAUAACAAUGAACAGCAACGAUAAUAUCCUCCUUCAUUAAUAGAGUGCUUUCUAUGUGCAAGGCACUUUUCUUGUAUCACUUAAUUUAACCUUUACAACCACAUAAAUAGAAAGAGGCUAUUAUUAGUUGAAUCUUAUUGAUGAAGAGA